Moesziomyces aphidis is the source of this 1404-nucleotide messenger RNA. Lineage: Eukaryota; Fungi; Basidiomycota; Ustilaginomycetes; Ustilaginales; Ustilaginaceae. The record is from the annotation of a GenBank genome assembly.
AUGGCUUCGCUUUCCGCAACGAAACAGGCGAUACGCUCCCUGGCCACUCGGGCCGGCGCUUCAAUCCUGCCUGUCUCCUCUCUAGGACCCAUGCGAGCCGCUACGUCCUCGAGGCUGCUCCACAGCUCGUUCGGCAGGGCAGCAACAUAUGGACGCUUCAAGGAUGGAACACAGCCUCUCUCCCUCGGCUGGCAGCGAAACAUGUCCUCAUCGCAGUCGGCGGGCCGAGAACAGCUGUCUGGUGAUCAGCUGCGACGUCAGCUCGAAGAACAGCUGUUUCGCCGCAUUGGACAAGGCGCCCAGGGUCAGUCUCGCUCGCAACAAAAGCCUGUGCAGUACCAGCGCUUUGGCGGUGGAGGUGGCGGUGGUGGAACAGGACGCAGAGGAUGGCGCCUUUCGCGGCCGCCUGUGCUCGUUCUGAUCGCGCUCGGCGGUGGCGGCGUCUACUACGUGACGCAUCUCGAGCAGGUCCCCGAGACGGAUAGGUGGAGAUUCAUCGACGUCAGCCCGGAACAGGAGCACGAGAUGGGCAAACAAUCGUUACAGCAGAUCCUCUCAGAGUAUCGCGAUCGUGUCCUGCCCGCGUCGCAUCCGUACUCGAAGCACGUGCGUGCGGUAGCUAGUCGCAUCGUGGCGGCGCUGGACAAGGCCGUGGACAGCAGCAAUCAGCCGAUGCACACCAAGGGCGAUCCGAACCUCACGCACCAUUCGCACGGCCAAGAAGGUGGCAUCAGCUACGGCCAGUCUGGCUCUGGCUCUGCUUCCUGGUUCGGUGGCCAGUCCGAGGCGCCCGCGGCCAAACCCGCCACGCAGUGGGAGGUCUACGUUAUCGACGAUCCCAAGCAGAAGAACGCAUUCGUGCUGCCUGGCGGCAAGAUCUUUGUGUUCACAGGGAUCCUGCCCAUCUGUCAGAAUGCCGACGGUCUCGCGACGGUGCUGGGGCACGAGGUGGCCCACCAAGUCGCGCGACACUCGGCAGAGAAGAUGUCGGGCUACAAGGUGCUUGGAGCCGCCUCGCUGUUGCUCGAUGCGCUCGGCCUGGACAUCGGGCUGAGCAGGACGGCGCUGACGCUGCUGAUGGAGCUGCCCAACUCGCGCACGGCCGAGUCCGAGGCCGACUACCUCGGACUGCGCAUCAUGAGCCGCGCGUGCUUCGACCCGCGCGAGGCGAGCAAGCUCUGGACACGCAUGACCGAAUCCGAGGGCGACGGGGGGAAGGGAAUCUUAGGCAGCGCACAAGCGGUUCUGUCCACGCAUCCCAUGUCGAGCAAGCGCAUCAAGAACAUGGAGAAAUGGCUGCCCGAAGCAAUGGAUACCAGGAACGCAUCCAACUGCCCGGCUCCGCAACAGGUGGAUGCCUUCCGCUCGGCUGCCAAUCAAUCACGCCAAUCUUUGCCAUUCUAG